This is a messenger RNA of Drosophila sechellia, 1841 nucleotides long. RefSeq names its product sialin-like. The record is from RefSeq and is a predicted model, not a curated record. Gene Ontology annotation, molecular function: transmembrane transporter activity. Gene Ontology annotation, biological process: monoatomic anion transport; transmembrane transport. The transcript is spliced from 3 exons. Gene Ontology annotation, cellular component: membrane. Bases 5 to 1324 code for a protein of 439 amino acids. NCBI's taxonomy places the organism in Eukaryota, Metazoa, Arthropoda, Insecta, Diptera, Drosophilidae.
CGAAAUGUUUAAUUCAUAUUCUUCACCGCAAGAUGAUGUUCCUACUAGAAGGGAAGCCCAAUCCUCGGUUCUUCGUGACAAAAUUCCAGCGCGUUUGGUGCUUUAUUUCCUUUCGUGGUCUGGCUUUCUGGUCUCUUUUAUGAUGCGCAAUGAUAUGAAUUUCGCAUUGGUGGCAAUGAUAUCGAACGAUAAUUCAACACAAAACCAAUCCCAUAACAAAUCGCAGCAAAUAUUGGGUACUGGGACGGAUGACCAAAAAACAAUAGUAAAAUCUGUUGUAAUAAGUUCAUUCUAUUGGUGCUACGUGUUGUCGCAGGUGGUUGGAGGGGUUGCCACAGAAUUGUUUGGAACCAAGUGCGUAUUUGGAUGGUCACAGUUAGCAACAGCUCUAUGUAGUUUUAUGAUGCCAUCUGCAGCGCAAUUACAUUACAUAGCUGUUAUUGUGUUGCGGUCUAUUCAGGGAUUUGCUUCUGGUUUGACGUGGCCUGCCAUGUAUGCAAUAGUUGGAUAUUGGAUACCUCUCACGGAACGUUCACGUUUUAUGUCAAGCUUUCAGGGUUUUAGUAUUGGUAUUGGUUUAACGUAUCCGUUAUGUGGAUUUAUUUUAUCAGAAUGGGGUUGGCCAUAUAUAUUUUAUACUACUGGUACUUUAGGGCUUGGAUGGUGUAUACUAUGGUAUUUACUUGCUUUUAAUACACCACGCGAGCACCCUCGUAUUUCUAAAGAUGAAUUAAAUUAUAUAGAACUUAACGUCAGAAAAGAAGUAAACAGUAGUGUUAAAGUUAAAGUGCCUUGGCUGCAAAUAUUUAAAUCCAUACCUGCUUGGGCGAUUGCUAUAACAACUUUUGGACGAAUAUUUGUUCAUUAUAUUUUUAUUGUUAAUGGUCCGACAUUUAUGGGAAAUGUUUUAAAAUUUAAUUUUGAAACAAAUGGUUUUCUAUCUGGAGUUCCAUUUAUUUGUUCAUAUAUAUCAUCAGUACUAUUUUGUUAUAUUGCCGACAAAAUUGUAUUGUAUAAGGUUUUAAGUCUUACUAAUGUAAGAAAAUUAUUUACUGCUCUAUCACAAAUUAUUCCUGGGGUGUUAAUAUACUGUAUUGGUUAUAUAGACAAUGUGUACAUUUUGUUAACGGUGUGGUUUAUAGCUGUGAUAUUUAUAACUGCAUCUUAUGCUGGAGCUAUGGCCAAUAUAAUUGACUUAGCGCCAAAUUAUGGUCAUUCCGCAGCUGUUUUAGCAUUUUGCCAAACAAUUCAUAUGUCUGCGUCCUUUAUAUCUCCGCUUACGGCUGGAUUUAUCGUCACCCAAGAGGUAAAGUAUAGAAUUUAAUUUAAUAUUGUAGAUACAAAACACAAUAAGUAUUCUAAAGAUGUAGAUACGCAGUCAACGGGUAAUACUAUUUAUUAUACCUUAUACUUGAAGAGGAGGGUUUGCGACCUUAUAAAGUUAUCACAAUCACUGUUCGCCUGUCCGUAUAAGCACCGAGUUCUCGGCAACCACAAAACCGACGCAACGCAAGCUUGUUUUAAAAAAUUACCAUGCCCACUUUCUUACACAGCAACAAACCGUGUAACAAACUGAGCGGGCCACACUUUAAAGAUUUCUUCUAUUUCGAACCAGAACCAUCUGCUUUAUGGGUAGUAUCCCAUAACCUUUUAAUUAAUUAUAAGUUUACUUAGUAUUUUUAGUAUUUUGGUAAAUGACAUGCAAAAACAAAUUUAUUUUACUUGUUACUCGUAGAGUAAAAGGGUAUAAUAGUUUCGAUGAACAGUAUGUAACAGUCGUUUCCGACUAUAUAAGGUAUACAUGUUCUUAUCAGAAUCAAUAGCCGAGUCGGUCUAGCCAU